AAUCAAUCAACAUGUCUAUUGGAGUACCCAUCAAGGUUCUGCAUGAAGCAGAGGGACACAUUGUAACCUGUGAGACCAACACUGGAGAAGUGUACAGGGGCAAGCUGAUUGAGGCAGAGGACAACAUGAACUGCCAGAUGUCCAACAUCACAGUAACCUACCGGGAUGGCAGAGUGGCACAGCUGGAACAGGUCUACAUCAGAGGAAGCAAAAUCCGAUUUCUUAUCCUUCCAGACAUGUUGAAAAAUGCUCCUAUGUUAAAGAGCAUGAAAAAUAAAAACCAAGGUUCAGGAGCUGGCAGAGGGAAAGCUGCUAUACUCAAAGCCCAAGUGGCUGCAAGAGGCAGAGGGCGUGGAAUGGGACGUGGGAAUAUCUUCCAGAAACGACGAUAACUUCUAUUUUCUAGUUUUAAUUUUUUGUAUUUUUUUGUUUUGUUUUUGGUUCUGUGACUGCUUAAGUGACUUGUUUUUUGGCGAAUAAA
Messenger RNA from Spea bombifrons (plains spadefoot toad), 481 nucleotides. It is a transcript of the gene SNRPD3, whose product is annotated as small nuclear ribonucleoprotein D3 polypeptide. The record is from RefSeq and is a predicted model, not a curated record. Lineage: Eukaryota; Metazoa; Chordata; Amphibia; Anura; Pelobatidae. Gene Ontology annotation, molecular function: RNA binding. Gene Ontology annotation, biological process: RNA processing; spliceosomal snRNP assembly. The transcript has 3 exons. Bases 12 to 392 code for a protein of 126 amino acids. Gene Ontology annotation, cellular component: U2 snRNP; spliceosomal tri-snRNP complex; pICln-Sm protein complex.